GUCUACAUCUCAUAUACUUCUUCCUGCGAAAGCUUUGUUUGGAUUAAGUUGUAGUAACAAUCCAUCAAACUCAAAAAAAAAACCAAAAAAAUAAUUUCCAAAAAUUGAGGAAACAAACAGAUCAGGAAAUGAUUGAGGGAGAUUCAAACCCCCUAAAAGCCUUGUAUAUUUUCAAACAAAAUAGUUUCUUGUUAAAACUUGUAGUUUUUUCUCUGUUUUUGGCCUUCACAAUUCACUUCUUUUCUUCUUAUUUAUAUUCCAUUAAUUAUUCAGUUCCAGUUUUGAACAACAAUUCUUCCCAUGAAGAUCAUGUCUUUAAUUCUGAUAAAGGGUCUUUGUCAUUGAAUACAAGUAAAUUAAUAGAAAAAGAAGAAAAACCCAAAUGUGAUUUAUUUAAAGGUGAAUGGAUUAAAGAUAAAUCAGGGCCAGUUUACAAUAACAAUAGUUGUCCAUUCAUUGAGCAUCAUCAGAAUUGUAUGAGUAAUGGUAGACCUGAUUCUGAUUAUUUGUAUUGGAAAUGGAGUCCUUUUGAUUGCAAAUUACCUAAAUUCAAUCCAGAAAGAUUUCUUUAUUUGAUGAGAAAUAAAUCAUGGGCAUUCAUUGGUGAUUCUAUUUCUCGCAAUCAUGUUCAAUCCUUGCUUUGUAUUCUUUAUCAGGUGGAGCCAGCAAAGGAGAUUUAUCAUGAUGAAGAAUACAAAUCAAAGACAUGGUUUUUCCCCUCCUACAAUUUCACCCUUGCAGUGAUUUGGUCACCAUUCCUUAUAAAAGCCGAGAUUUUCGAAGACAACGAUGGGGUUUCAACAGCUGAAACCCAACUCUAUCUCGACAAGUUAGACGAAAUAUGGACUAGUCGAUACAACGAUUUCGAUUAUGCAAUAAUCGCGGGUGGAAAAUGGUUCCUAAAGUCUGCAAUCUACUACGAAAACGACACAAUCCUAGGGUGUCAUCACUGUCAUGAACAGAACUUGACCGAAAUUGGGUUUGAUCAUGCCUAUCAUAAAGCUCUCGGGCUUGUACUUAACUUCGUAUUGAGUUCGAGCCAUAAAACUCGAGUGUUCUUGAGAACGAUAACCCCCGAUCACUUCGAGAAUGGAGAAUGGUUUAGUGGUGGGACUUGUGAUAGAAGAGUUCCAUUCAAAGAAGGUCAGGUGAAUAUGACGGAUAUAGAUAAAAUUUUGUAUGAAGUUGAGUUAGAGGAGUAUAAUAAGAUAGUUGGAGUCGGGUUGGGGCAAGGGGGCUCGGUGAAGCUGCUCGACACUACUCGACUGUCGUUAUUGAGACCUGAUGGGCAUCCCGGUCCAUAUAGGCAGGCACAUCCUUUUGCGAAAGAUAAAAACGCUAAGGUACAAUAUGAUUGUUUGCAUUGGUGUUUGCCAGGGCCAAUUGAUUUGUGGAACGAUAUAAUCAUGGAUAUUUUGAUGAACGAUUAAAAGGAAGAAUUAUAGUAACUACAAUGUUGGAGUUUUAAUCCCGAAAGAUUAGGGUCCGAAAAGGAAGGAUUACAAGAUCGAACUAUUUUAUGGCUUUUUGAUUUUGAUUUACUUAUGUUUAUAAAUUUAGUUAUAAAUAACAAUUCUUUGAUAAGUAAAUCUAGUUAUAUUUGCAUUA
Messenger RNA from Amaranthus tricolor (Joseph's coat), 1608 nucleotides. Its product is annotated as protein trichome birefringence-like 24. Gene Ontology annotation, molecular function: O-acetyltransferase activity. Bases 129 to 1430 code for a protein of 433 amino acids. NCBI's taxonomy places the organism in Eukaryota, Viridiplantae, Streptophyta, Magnoliopsida, Caryophyllales, Amaranthaceae. Gene Ontology annotation, cellular component: Golgi apparatus. The record is from RefSeq and is a predicted model, not a curated record. The transcript is spliced from 3 exons.